AUGGCGACUCCCAUCCUUAUCUCAUACGACCCCUCCUCCCCCACCUCCGACUCCGGACUCUCCCUCAAACAGAUCGCCUACUUCGGCCGCGUCCUAGUCAAGGUCUCGACUCUCGACCAGGCAGAGAAAUUUUUGCGUCAGAACUUCCGCACUCUCGAUGUCUUUGUCGACGCAACCGAGAUCACCUCUGCCGGCGAUCUCGUCGACAUCCUCAACGCCGGUGCCGCCAAGAUCUUGAUCACCCUGGACCAAUUGACCACUCUUUCCGAAGAACAAUCUGUGCCCUCAUCCCGUCUGCUCGUCAACGCCCAAUCAGACUCUCAGCUGGACACCCUCCAGCAAUGGAUCGCUGCCAAUGCCGAGCGCAGCGAAGCUAGCGUUUGCACCGCUUCCGCGACUGUCUCCGCCGCCGCCGACAAAUUAAAGAUCAGCUCCGAUUCACCACGCCUCUUCACAACGAUCACCGAUAACUCGGAGGAUGUCAUCACACAGGUGACACAACAGGGCGCGAUCGCCGUUGUGUCGUCGCAGGCUUUGACCGUUGAGCGCGAUGUGUCUGGCAAGAUCUCCGCUGCUAAGCUUAUUGCGUCGCGUGCGGUCACUGAUCAAGCUAAUGGCUUAUUCGCUACCUCUGUGACCGACGAGCGGGGCGCUUGUCUCGGUUUUGUUUGGAGCAGCGAUGAGAGCAUCGCCGAGGCCCUCCGCACUGGCACUGGCGUCUACCAGAGCCGCAAGCGCGGGCUCUGGUACAAGGGCCAGUCCAGUGGUGAUGUGCAGGAGCUGCUCCGUAUUGGCUUUGACUGUGAUGCGGAUUGCUUGGUCUUUGUGGUCAAGCAAAUUGGACGUGGCUUUUGCCACCUCGGUACUGAGACCUGCUUUGGCGCGUCUGCCGGUCUGUCUCGUCUACAGAAGACAUUGAAUGCCCGCAAGGCUGAUGCUCCCGCUGGGUCAUACACUGCUCGUUUGUUUAACGAGCCCAAGCUCAUCGAUGCCAAGAUUAUGGAGGAAGCCGAUGAACUCUGCCGUGCGCAGACCAAGGAGGAGAUUGCCUUCGAAGCUGCUGAUCUGUUCUAUUUCGCCCUGACCAAGUGCACUGCUGCUGGUGUUAGCCUCGAGGAUAUCGAGCGUAACCUUGACCUCAAGAGCUUGAAGGUGAAGCGGAGAAAGGGUGAUGCCAAGGGCCCAUGGGCUGAGAAGGCUGGCCUGACCAAGCCCGAGUCAAAGCCAGCUCCUGCUCCCGCCGCUGCCCCGGCUCCAGUUGAAGACCGUACAUCUCGAAUUGAGAUGAAGCGUGUCAUCACAGCUGAGACCGCCCCUAAGGUGGUUUCUGAUUACCUCAAGCGUCCUUCCCAGAAGUCCAACGACGCCAUUGUCGCCCUGGUCAAGCCAAUCAUCCAGGAUGUUCGUGACGGUGGCGACGCUGCAGUCCUCAAGUACACCCACAAGUUCGAGCACGCUACAUCACUCACCUCCCCCGUCAUCCACGCCCCCUUCCCCGCCGAACUUAUGAAGUUGACACCCGAUGUCCAGGAAGCAAUCGACAUCAGCAUUGGCAACAUCGACCGCUUCCACUCCGCACAGAAGGGAAGCAACGACACUCUCCAGAUGGAGACCAUGCCCGGUGUUGUUUGCUCCCGUUUCUCGCGCCCCAUCGAGCGCGUCGGUCUGUACAUCCCCGGUGGAACUGCAGUGCUCCCCUCCACCGCCAUGAUGCUGGGUGUUCCCGCCAUGGUGGCAGGCUGCAACAAGAUCAUCCUCGCCUCGCCUCCCCGCUCGGACGGCAGCAUCUCCCCGGAGAUUGUCUAUGUCGCCCACAAGGUCGGCGCCGAGAGCAUCGUUCUGGCCGGUGGCGCCCAAGCCGUGGCCGCCAUGGCCUACGGCACCGAGAGCAUCAGCAAGGUCGACAAGAUCCUGGGUCCUGGCAACCAGUUCGUGACAGCUGCCAAGAUGUUCGUCUCCAAUGAUACCUCCGCAGGCGUCAGCAUCGACAUGCCCGCCGGUCCUAGUGAAGUUCUCGUGAUCGCUGACAAGACCGCCAACCCGGCAUUUGUUGCCUCCGAUCUACUCAGUCAGGCCGAGCACGGCGUCGACUCCCAGGUCAUUCUCAUUGCUGUUGACCUCAGCGAGGCCGAGCUGAAAGCCAUCGAGGACGAGGUUGAUGCCCAGGCCAAGGCCCUGCCUCGCAUGGACAUUGUCCGCGGCUCCCUCGCACACUCUGUCACCUUUGUCGUUCGCGACAUCAACGAGGCCAUGGUCCUCAGCAAUGACUACGCUCCCGAGCAUCUGAUCUUGCAGGUCCAGAACCCCGAGUCUAUCGUCGAGCAGGUCCAGAAUGCAGGCAGUGUGUUCAUUGGCCCCUGGACCCCUGAGAGUGUUGGCGAUUACUCCGCUGGAGUGAACCACUCGCUGCCUACCUACGGCUACGCCAAGCAAUACUCUGGUGUCAACCUGGGCUCAUUCCUGAAGCACAUUACCAGCUCUAACCUUACUGCCGAUGGUCUCCUCGGUCUCGCCAAGACGGUCGAGACCCUUGCCGCUGUGGAGGGUCUGGAAGCUCACAAGCGUGCUGUGAGCAUCCGUGUUGCCCAGAUGAAGAAGAAUCAGUCAUAG
Penicillium soppii is the source of this 2610-nucleotide messenger RNA. RefSeq names its product histidine biosynthesis protein HIS4. Gene Ontology annotation, cellular component: cytoplasm. The transcript is spliced from 3 exons. Gene Ontology annotation, molecular function: phosphoribosyl-ATP diphosphatase activity; NAD binding; histidinol dehydrogenase activity. Gene Ontology annotation, biological process: L-histidine biosynthetic process. The coding region runs from base 1 to 2610 and encodes 869 amino acids. The record is from RefSeq and is a predicted model, not a curated record. NCBI's taxonomy places the organism in Eukaryota, Fungi, Ascomycota, Eurotiomycetes, Eurotiales, Aspergillaceae.